This is a messenger RNA of Pleurotus ostreatus (oyster mushroom), 342 nucleotides long. RefSeq lists its product as uncharacterized. Lineage: Eukaryota; Fungi; Basidiomycota; Agaricomycetes; Agaricales; Pleurotaceae. The record is from RefSeq and is a predicted model, not a curated record. The coding region runs from base 1 to 342 and encodes 113 amino acids. The transcript is spliced from 2 exons.
AUGAUGUACACCCGCCUUCACAUCCUUCUCCUCCUCGGCCUCGCCGCAUUCGCAUUCGCAUUCGCCUGCGCAGCGCCCUUGCCCGCUCCCCGCAUCCCAGGUGUCACGCUCCGCGCCAUACACCCUUCGCAGCCGCUGCGCACGCGGUUCCGCGACACCGAACGCCGCAGCUGGCACAACCUGGCGUCGAAGUUCCCUGGGUUUGAUUGGGCGAUGGGCAGGAGAAAGAGGGCACCGCGAGCCGAAUUGGAUGUAUUUCUCAUGAGGUCGUUAGAGGAUUCCGCCAUCGCCUCCGUAGACCAGCGGGAACCCCGGCGCCCUCGGGUCGCCUUGCAUCCGUAG